UAACCUCAAUCUUUUUGAACACAUGUUUAAGUUGACGCAGAUUGAAAACUAAAAACAUGACUAGAUUUGCAAGGGCUAAAGGUUCCAAGGCUUCGAAUGAACGUGUGCCUGAAGAAGCCACCUCUUGGAGUGAAAUGAAAGAACAAUUAGAGCAGAAAAAUAAGGAAAUUGAGUUCAACAAAAAGUUAAAUGAAGUAAAGCAAAGAAGAGAUGCAACGUACAAAUCGUUUCUACAAGAAAAAGAAGCUGAAGAGUUGAAAAAAACUAAAUGGGCUGAAUUUCCAGGCGUAUCAAAGGCUCCAAAUAAGUCGAAGGUGAAUAAUAAAAAACUGAAAGAGAAAAUCAACUUGGGUAUUAAAAAUACUCCGGAAUUGAGCAAAAGAGAAUUUCCCAAGGAGGGAGAUUAUAAUACUGAUGAAAUUGAGACAGAUGAGAUUGGUAGUGAUAAUGAUGAAGAUGAUGAGGAAUUCAUUGGUUUAAAAGCACAGUUGGAUAAGAUUUUAGAUAGUUCAAAAAAUGGAGAAACACCAACAACUCAAGGUCAGAAUAUUAGAAAAAAUAUCAAAGCAACACAAAAAACAGAGACUCGAGAAGAAAAUGAUGAUGAUGAUGGCAGUGAUGCUCCACCAGAAGAAACCAGUUCGAAAGUACCAAUAAAGGAAGUACAAGUGAAAAAACCCAAACAGAAAAAGAAGCUCCUUAAAAUUACAAUUAACAAAGAUAGUGAGCAGAAAAAAAUAUUGGCUGAAGAUGACAAAAAUUUAGAAGUUGAGCAUGACAAAGAACUACCAGAAGGACAAUCUGAGGUAGUAGGUAAAAAUAUUGAAAAGAAAAACAAGAAACAAAAAAAGGGGAAGAAAGAAAAGGAGCAGUUGAAGUUACAGACUCAAGAAAAUGGGGAAAAAUCUACUGAAAAUAGUGAAAAUUCAACAGUUACUACAAAUAAAAAAAGAAAAGCGGAAAAUGAUCAAAAUAAUGAAGAAAAUAAUGCAGAAAUUGGUGUUAGCUCAAAGAAGAAACAGAAAGUAUUGAAAAAACCAGAAGAUCUGACUGAGGAGGACAAAGCCAAAAUUGCAAAGAAAAGAGCAAAGAAAUUAAAACAAAUGGAAAGGAGAAAACUAAAAAAGCUAGAGCUGAAAAAAGAAAAAGAGGCUCAAGAAAACAAUUCUGAAUCAUUAGAAAGUAAUCCAAUCAAUAAGACAAAUGGUACUACUACUGAAAAGAAGAAUAAUAAAAAUGCUACUACCAACAAGAAACCAUUUGAUAGGUUCAAUAAAAACACAAAAAAUCAGAAAUCUGGUAAAAUAAGGGACAAAGAAGAGCAUCCAAGGAAAAAGCCACUGCUCCCUACUAAAAUGAUGAUAAAUGGAAAGGAAGUAGAUGUAGACUAUGUUGAUGGCUUCCCUGUGAAAAAAGAAGAUGCCAUGAGACUUAAACAGUUAAGGGGGGAAAUGAUCAGCAAAGGUUUGCCCAGGAGUGAGAUAAAUGCUGCACUGAAACUAGAAAGGCGGAAAGCUGAAAAAGCUUUUGCCAGAGAAAAGAAGAAGGUGUGUUUCCAUUGUCGCAAAUCUGGCCAUAAUCUCUCUGAAUGCCCGGACUUGAAUAAAAAUCAAAUUGCUCAAACAUCAGGUUCUGGAAUCUGUUUCAAAUGCGGAUCAACGGAACACACUCACUUUGAAUGCAAAGUGGUCAGGGGUCAGGAUUUCAAGUUUGCGUCUUGUUUUAUUUGUAAUGAACAGGGCCACAUUGCCAGACAAUGUCCAGACAAUGCGAGGGGUUUGUAUCCUAAAGGUGGUGCGUGCAAAGUUUGCGGAGACGUUACUCACUUGAAAAAAGAUUGUCCAAAGUAUCAGGCACAACAGCAGAGGGAUGGUGACAAUAUUCAUUUGGAGACGUUUGGCGCUGGCAAUCCAGACGAUUUGACCAAUAGUAAUGGGUUUAAUGGCAGUUGGAGUAAUAAGCAUAAACCCAACAAGAUUAUUAAGUUUUAAAUUAUGAUAUGUAUAUAUUUAUACAAAAUAUAGUUUUAUGUUCUAAAUACGAUUUAUUGACCAGAGGAAUUGAAAUAAACAUAAAUCUAUAAGAAUUAGGAAAUAAAAUGUUGGUUUAUAAUAAAAGUUUGUAUUUCCUAUUAU
Molecule: messenger RNA, 2135 nt
Organism: Aethina tumida (small hive beetle)
Lineage: Eukaryota; Metazoa; Arthropoda; Insecta; Coleoptera; Nitidulidae
Product: axoneme-associated protein mst101(2)
Exons: 2
Coding region: 57-1991 (644 amino acids)
Molecular function (GO): nucleic acid binding; zinc ion binding
Source: RefSeq, a predicted model, not a curated record